AGAUAAGUUCGGCUCUAUGAUUCGGACAGUUGGUUCGUCGUGACCAUCUCGUAUUGUCCACCUCUUAGAAAUCGACCGUAGACAUGGCGGAUAAAGAGAAGAAGAAGAAGACCAAGAAGAAGGAGGAGGCUCCAGCACCCGAACCCGAGCCGGCGCCAGCUGAAGAGAAGGCACCAACUCCUACAGGUACACCAAAAGACUCUGGCUCUGCCAGAGCUAGCAGUCGCGGCAGUCGCAAGGCUAAACGCAGCGGGUCCAGUGUGUUCUCCAUGUUCUCUCAAAAACAGGUGGCCGAGUUUAAGGAGGCAUUCCAGCUAAUGGACGCGGAUAAGGAUGGUAUCAUUGGUAAGAAUGAUCUUCGUGCAGCCUUCGAUUCCGUCGGCCGAUUGGCAACCGAUAAGGAGAUCGAAGAAAUGCUUAACGAAGCUUCAGCCCCCAUCAACUUCACUCAAUUGUUGAAUUUGUUCGCUGUUCGUAUGUCAGGAUCAGGUGCUGACGACGACGACGUUGUAAUCAAUGCCUUCAAGACAUUUGACGAGAACGGCAAAAUUGACGGCGAAAAAUUAAGGCAUGCUUUAAUGACGUGGGGCGACAAAUUCACGCCAAAAGAGGUGAACGAUGCGUUCGAUCAGAUGUACAUCGACGAUAAAGGUUUCAUUGACACCCCGAGCUUAAUCGCCAUGUUGACCGGCACAGGCGAAGAAGAAGAAGAAGGAUAAGAUCAAUUGAAAUUAUAUUGUCAAGAAGAGAAUGUUCCUCGAUUAUGAAGCCUCGUAUUAACGUCAGAAUUGCACAAAAUUUGCCUUAAAAGA
Molecule: messenger RNA, 812 nt
Organism: Pogonomyrmex barbatus (red harvester ant)
Lineage: Eukaryota; Metazoa; Arthropoda; Insecta; Hymenoptera; Formicidae
Gene: Mlc2
Product: myosin regulatory light chain 2
Molecular function (GO): calcium ion binding
Source: RefSeq, a predicted model, not a curated record